Molecule: messenger RNA, 1400 nt
Organism: Hermetia illucens (black soldier fly)
Lineage: Eukaryota; Metazoa; Arthropoda; Insecta; Diptera; Stratiomyidae
Product: lysosomal acid phosphatase-like
Exons: 6
Coding region: 123-1286 (387 amino acids)
Biological process (GO): dephosphorylation
Molecular function (GO): phosphatase activity
Source: RefSeq, a predicted model, not a curated record
GGUUCCACGAGUGGCGAGUGGGUUCUCAGCAAAUCGCCAGAAAAUUAGUUGACUUCCUUACUACCCUGUAUUAACGGUGGAUUAUUCUGAAGGCUACCUGGUAGCUAAAGUUUUUAAUUGAAAUGGCUUCGACUAUUGUUUCUGUUCGAGACUUGAUAUUAUUUGGUAUUUUGAUACUGAGCCGGGUGGAUGAUAUCAGUGCGAAAUUCCCGUCGGGCUGCCCGCGAUGUGGCAAAGGGGAAUCUACCUUGAAGGCUGUUGCAAUGCUUUUUCGGCAUGGAGAUCGAUCACCUACGAUGUCAUAUCCAUUGGAUCCCUACCGCGACUAUCCUUGGCCAGGUGGUUACGGAGCUUUAUCAGAGAGAGGGUCUGAAGAAAUGUAUGGCUCCGGAUUGAUAAAGUCCACUCGAUAUUCAUCCCUUCUUUCUAUUGAUUGUGACUCAGAUGCUGCGUGCACUGUAGAUUUUGAUAACAUUCUGGUUUUCAGCAGUGCCGUUCCACGAUGUGUUGAGAGCGCCGAAAGUUUCUUAGAUGGAUUUCUUAGAGUCGAUUGGCCCUCUGAUCUAAUUAACGUCAUACCACAAAAUCAAGAUGAGAUAUUAGCUAUACCAGGAAAAUUGUGCCCCAAAUAUGAAAGCAUCAUAGCAACCGGACCUAGUUUAGAUUCUCGUAAAUUCAAGAAAGUCAUAGAUUUCAGAUCAAGCAAGGGACAAGAGUUUUUAGCUUAUUUGCAGAACCACACGGGCCUCGUUAUAGAUUCCUCUACUGAUAUACUAUUUAUUGCGGAUACCCUAUUUAUUGAUGAAGAUAACGAUCUCGAAUUACCUGCCUGGACUGAGUCUGUUUUUGAGCAAUACCUCUUACCAAUUUUGUCCAUUGUUUAUGAUGCGUUGGGCUCUUCGCAGUACAUGAAAAUUCGAAGUUCGGCUCUUUUUGAGGAUAUGGCGAACAGAUUUGAUAACCUUAUUGAAGGAUUAGAUGAACAAAAUAUUGUGCUGUAUUCAGCUCAUGACGUAACUCUUAAUGGAAUGCUUCAUCUUCUUGGGAUUCGAGAUCAGGCCGAUGCCAGGCCACCCUAUGGAGCCUCACUUAAUUUGGAGCUUCAUGACAACUCAAAGAUAAAAAGUGAUUAUGAAGUAAAGUUGUUAUACUAUGGAUCCUACGAUGACCAGAAUCCAACUGAAAUCAAGAUUCCAAAAUGUCGGGCACCAUGUCCUUACAAGAGAUUUAAGCGCAACAUCGAGCCGAGGCUUAUAGAUGAUUAUGAGAGUGCCUGCUCGCUAUGAUGGGUUGAUAAAUAUUACUAUUAAUAUGGAUUAUACGAAAAGCCACUUGCAUCCUCUUCGUUAUGAAACAUUAACGCAAUUCCAAUUUUCACCAAAUAGAAUAAUAUUCGUCAA